Messenger RNA from Erythranthe guttata (spotted monkey flower), 1705 nucleotides. RefSeq names its product trans-cinnamate 4-monooxygenase C4H2. NCBI's taxonomy places the organism in Eukaryota, Viridiplantae, Streptophyta, Magnoliopsida, Lamiales, Phrymaceae. Gene Ontology annotation, molecular function: heme binding; iron ion binding; trans-cinnamate 4-monooxygenase activity. The record is from RefSeq and is a predicted model, not a curated record. Gene Ontology annotation, biological process: lignin metabolic process.
UCACCCACCACCAUUUCCAACUCACUUGUCAUCUUCCCAUACAAUGAAUUUUCUCCUCCUCCAAAAAGUCUUCCUCAGCCUCAUCGCCGCCGCUGUCGCCGCCGUAGUGGUAUCCAAGAUCCGCGGCAGACGCCGGAAUAUGCCGCCAGGCCCCAUCACCUUACCGAUAUUCGGUAGCUGGUUUCAAGUGGGAAACAACUUAGACCACCACGACUUCAUCAGAUACGCCCAGAAAUUUGGCCAUGUCUUCCUCCUCCGAAUGGGCCAACGCCGCAUCGCCGUCGUAUCCUCGCCGGAGCUCGCAAAGGAGGUCCUCCUCACUCAGGGGAAAGAGUUCGGCUCCCGCUCGAGAAACAUCGUCUUCGACAUCUUCACCGGCAAAGGGCAGGACAUGAUCUUCACCGACUACGGCGACCACUGGCGGAAGAUGCGGCGGAUCGUGACCGUGCCCUUCUUCACCAACAAGGUGGUCCACCAGUACCACGGCGACUGGGAGGCGGAGGCGGAGGCGGUGGUGGAGGAUAUGAGGAAUACUCCAGCGGCUUCAAUGGAAGGGGUGGUGCUGAGGCGGCGGAUUGAGCUCAUGGUUUAUAACAAUGUGUACAAGAUCAUGUUCGAUAAAAAAUUCGAGAGCGAAGAAGAUCCGUUGUACGUAAAGCUCAAGAAUGUGAAUGGUGAGAGGAGUAGAUUGGGGCAGAGUCUUGAGUACAAUUUUGGUGAUUUUGUACCGAUUUUUAGGCCUUUUUUGAGAGGCUACUUGAAUAAAUGCAAGGAGGUUACUAGGAGAAGAUUGAACUUGUACAAGGACUCUUUUGUUGAAGUGAGGAAGAAGAUUGCAUCGACGGAGGCAUUUGACAAAAAUCGCCUCAAAUGCGGCAUCGAUCAUUUUCUAGAAUGUCAAGCGAACGGAGAGAUCAAUGAAGACAAUGUUCUCUAUAUUGUAGAGAACAUGAAUGUUGCCGCAAUAGAGACUGUUAUUUGGACACUGGAAUGGGCCGUAGCGGAACUGAUCAACAACCCGGAGAUCCAAAACAAACUUCGGGCCGAGCUGGACGCAGUGCUAGGCCCGAAUAAGCAAGUGACAGAGCCCGACACUCACAAACUCCCGUACCUCCAAGCUGUGAUAAAAGAAACCCUUCGCCUAAGAAUGGUGGUUCCUUGUUUGGUCCCACACAUGAACCUCGACAAGGCCAAUCUCGGUGGCUACGAAAUCCCUGCAGAGAGUAGGAUCUUCGUCAACGCAUGGUGGCUAGCCAACGACCCGGCCCUAUGGAAAAAGCCCGAAGAAUUCAGGCCCGAAAGAUUUUUGGAAGAGGAGUCGAGUGUCGAAGUUAAUGGGAAUGACAUUAAGUAUAUUCCGUUUGGAGUUGGGCGGAGGAGCUGCCCGGGGAUUAUGAUGGCAAUGCCUGUUCUGGGCAUCACUUUAGGUAGGCUUGUGCAGAAUUUCGAGCUUUUUCCUCCUCUUGGUCAGUCGAAGAUCGAUACCGCUGAGAAUAACGGGCAGUUUGCUACCCGGAUGUCGAAACACUCCACCAUCGUCUUGAAACCGAGAAAUAUUAUUUAAAGUUUUAGUUUCUUUAAAUUUGUAUGUAAGAUAAUAGCGAUUAUGUUGGCUCCGACAUUGUAUAUGAUGGUGUCAAUUAAAAAUCUGCAUAAAAGAAACACUACAUGGUUGCUGGUUAAAAAAAUGAAAAAUAAGGAACAA